UUUGGUCAGUUGGCAGCACUGCAGGGAAUUAGUUUUGUGCUAGUUCAGUGUGCCACCAACGAAGAAGGAAGCCGCCAUCACGCCGAACUUCAGCUCGUCUUCGUUUGGAUUUGACAAGGUAAAAUGCAGUUUUUAUACUUUGGCAUGUAAUAUUUUGAACACAGAACUUAUGAUUUUGUGACCUGAUUAUAGCUUGUAGAUUCCUUUGUCCCACAUAGUAGCUUAGAAUAGUUAAUUAGGAAUCGAACGAUGUAAGUUUUGAGUCAGUUGCUGACAGGUGCUGGCACCUAGUGACAUUUUUUUUAAAUAUGGUCUGGGAGGCUAAGAGUACGCAGCACUGCGUACUCUUACCCACACUGCGUACUCUUAUCCUCCCUGUCGGCGAUUGCUACAUAAAAAAAUCAAUCUGCUCUUGUUUGGAGAUCAAUCAACUCAAAUUGUCAAUCUGUUCAAUUUCGUUAUUUAGCAAUAAAUUAGUAACAUUUUCUUUUUUUCAGAUUCACUGUUUUCUUUAAAAUGGCUCCAUACAAAAGAAAAACCGACAGAGUACUUUUAACCGCUGAGACCUUGGAAGAAGCUAAACGAAAACUAGAAGCUGGGAAGAGCAAGAGGGAAGUAGCUCGAGAGUUGGGGAUCAACGAGUGCACUUUGCGAAAAAGGCUGAAAACUGGGACAGUAGCAGAGUCACUUGGGAGAUACAAGAAGGCCUUGACUGAUGAGAUGGAGCGUGAGCUAGCUCAACAUUGCAGGGACCUUGACUCAAGAUUUUAUGGAUUGACUAGGAAACACAUAAUGAAAGUUGCUUUUGACUACGCUCAAAUGAAUGGUGUUUCUGAACGGUUCAAUCAAGAAAAAAAAAAUGGCUGGCAAAGAUUGGCUAAAAUCUUUUUGUAAAAGAAACAACCUCUCUGUUAGGGCACCUGAAAAUUGUAGUAUGGCUAGGGCAAUUGGUUUCAAUAGAGUUCAGGUGUCUAGGUUUUAUGAUAAUUUGAAAGAAUGUUGCAUUCAAAAAAAGUUUCCUGCUCACAGGAAAUUUAAUGUUGAUGAGACAGGGUUGUCGACAGUCCCUAGUAGGACUCCAAAGGUAUUGACGCCUAAAGGUAAAAAAACAGUUUGCAAAAUUGCAAGUGCUGAGCGGGGAAUAACAGUCACAGCAGUGUGCUGCAUGAGUGCAACUGGAGUUUUUGUGCCUCCUGCACUAAUUUUUCCAAGAAAAAGAAUGAAUCCUUCUCUUUUCACAGAUGCUCCUCCUGGAACUUUGAGACUUGUGACGGACACUGGAUAUAUGAACUCCGAUCUAUUUCUUGAUUGGCUGAAACAUUUUGUGCAGCAUACAAAACCAUCUGCUGAUGACCCUGUUUUACUCAUCGCUGACAAUCACUCUACACACUGUUCCCUUCAGGCAAUUUUGUACUGCCGAGAGAACAAUGUCACAUUUUUGACUCUUCCACCUCAUGCAAGCCACAUCAUCCAACCUCUCGAUAAGUGUUUCUAUGGCCCACUCAAAUCAGCAUUUUCAACUGAAGCGGAAAAAUGGCUUGUUCAACAUCCUGGUGAAGUGAUAAAGUUGAGAGAUGUAGCUGGCAUUUUCAAAGAAGCUUAUUCAGCAACAGCCAAGAUAAAGCUCGCUGAAAAAGGAUUUAAAGUUACUGGUAUCGAACCCUUUAAUCCAGACAUCAUUGAUGAUGAGCUUUUUGCCCCAUCCCUUGUCACUGAACAACCUCAAAGCCAAAAUGAAGAUGAGACAGCAAACCUCCAAGACCAAGUGACUGAUGCCAGUAAUCCAGACAAAGACUUAGCCCUACCAUUGGAUAUCGAGUCACCUGAGGGACAGCAAGCUGCAGACCCACUGGAACUUGUACCUGAGGCACAGAUAAUCAAAAGUUCGACUCAAAGUUCAACUAUAAAAAAGUCCAUUCAUUUGUUACUUCCUUUGCCAAAACGAGAGGUCAUGCCAGAUCAGAAAGGCAAACGCCCAUCUCAAAAAUCAGAAAUAAUUACUUCUUCACCUUUUAAAGCUAAGUUAGAGAACAAGGAAAAGGUCAAACUAAACCUAGAGAAAGAGAAAUUGGAAAAAAUUGAAAGAAUUAAAGCUAAUAAGGUUGCGAAAAAAAGCCUUUUUAAAGGAUUUCAAACAGAAAAAGUUAAAAAUAACCCUGCGAGCCUAAAGAAAAAGGGAGUUAAUAUAAAAAUUGAGAAAAGCACACCUAUUAAGCAGAACAAGGUUAUCAAAAAAGAACCUUCAGACGUUAUUCCCAAAAAAAUCCUACGCCUUGAUCAACCAUGCUCAAGUUCAGCCCAACCGGGAACUUCCCAAGACAGGAGUUCUCAAGAAGACGUCACCGUCUGCGGUGGAUGCGGAGAAUCUUUUGUUGAAGACUGGAUCCAGUGUGGAAUCUGCAAUGUGUGGUGGCAUGAGACUUGCUCUGCUUAUGAAGGCAGCGGACCAUUUGUGUGUGAUCACUGCUAGUGCGUACUCUUAGCCCAUCAUCCGCGUACUCUUACCCUCCCGGGAGCCCAAGAGUACGCAAAUGGCAUUUUUUUCUAAAUAAUUUUUUAUUAACUUAUAUUUUUAUAUAAAUGUACAAAACUUUGUACUUUUGAUAGGUAAUAACUAAAGCAUAUUGUGUGAAAAUUUGAGUUUCAUAUA
Macrosteles quadrilineatus (aster leafhopper) is the source of this 2650-nucleotide messenger RNA. RefSeq names its product jerky protein homolog-like. The transcript has 2 exons. The record is from RefSeq and is a predicted model, not a curated record. Gene Ontology annotation, molecular function: DNA binding. Gene Ontology annotation, cellular component: nucleus. NCBI's taxonomy places the organism in Eukaryota, Metazoa, Arthropoda, Insecta, Hemiptera, Cicadellidae. Bases 824 to 2470 code for a protein of 548 amino acids.